AUGUAUGAGAUUAUCACCUACGGUGGUCCUCCGUAUCCGGGUAUGAGCACUCGUCAGACAAUCGUCGAGGUGGAGAAGGGCUACCGACUGCCUAAUCCUCACACCGUGAACCACCCUUGCCCGGAUGAUUUGUACAAUUUAAUGUUGAAGUGUUGGGACGCACGACCCGAGAACCGGCCUACUUUUCGGUCAUUGAACGACGUAUUCGAGAACUGGGCGAGCCACGUGGAGACGCAAUAUCUUGACAAUUAA
Molecule: messenger RNA, 252 nt
Organism: Dicrocoelium dendriticum
Lineage: Eukaryota; Metazoa; Platyhelminthes; Trematoda; Plagiorchiida; Dicrocoeliidae
Source: the annotation of a GenBank genome assembly